Molecule: messenger RNA, 1617 nt
Organism: Coregonus sp. 'balchen'
Lineage: Eukaryota; Metazoa; Chordata; Actinopteri; Salmoniformes; Salmonidae
Source: the annotation of a GenBank genome assembly
AUGGUGGUGCCAGCCCGCUGCCCGGGCCCCUGUGCCAUGCUGGCGCUCAGCCUCUUCAUGGGAUACGGAGUGGUGCUCUGCGUCGCCGGCCAGAAUGACACGGAACCCAUCGUUCUGGAGGGGAAAUGUCUGGUGGUCUGUGACUCCAACCCGUCCUCGGACGGCGGGGUGACUUCUUCGCUCGGGAUAUCCGUCCGUUCGGCGGGCGCCAAGGUGGCUUUCUCUGCGGUGCGCGGGACGAAUCACGAGCCCUCCGAUAUGAGCAACACGUCUAUGACCAUCUACUUUGACCAGGUCAGGCGUCCCGGGAAUUUGCGCAUGCAAAUAUUGUCCCUAUCUGGAUAGAUAAUUCAUUUGGGGAUUGAUAAGAUGUUUAAUAUAUAUUUUUUCUGAAGCGGCAUACAGCAUAAUUUGUUCAUGCAAAUGGUUUAUGAUAACUUGACCUGGGUUGUGUUUAUGCGUUUGGAGAUUUCUUUCUCUCAAAAACUUGAGAGCAGUUUUGGGGAGCCUCUGCAAGAAAAUGUUGCAGUAUGAUAACGGGGACAUUUUGAUCGUUGUGCGUAAUUACCCCAAAUAUGCAUAAAAGCUGCAGCUUGAUGCAAAUGUUGUGAUUUGAAAAUAUGUAGGUUAUUGUAUAUAUAGUCUGGCUUGUGUAGGUUUAAGGGACGCGCAAGCACUGCGGCGCAACAAUAGAUGUGACUACUGCUGUAAAUUCUCCAACCAUCAAGUGGAGUAUUUUUACGCCCAGCUGGUGCGCUGGAGCAUUAUGGAUAGUAUUAUAUUAAUUCAUUGCACCCCCCCCCCCCCCCCCCCCCCCCCCCCCUCCAACAAAACCAACGUGUAUUUAUUGAAAUCAAUGAUUCGACUACUACGUUUAUCGACUUCAACUAUAAACAUUUAUUGUCCAAUUGGAAAACCGCAAGUGACAGGCGAGCAGCAUUGGAUAAUGUGCGUCGCGCCUUCACAGGACCACUCUAUUACGCAGUGUGAAAGUGCUUGGUAAUCUGGCUAGUUUAACCCUUGCCGUGUCUCAGUCUGUGAUAUGGUGACUCUGGGUGCUGAUUGUGCGUUAUCUUGUCGCUUUGUGUUGCAGGCUUUAGUGAACAUCGGCAACCAUUUCGAUCUCAAAGCGAGUGUCUUCCAGGCGCCAAGGAGGGGAAUAUACAGCUUCGGCUUUCAUGUGGUCAAGGUUUACAACAGACAAACCAUACAGGUAAGACCAAUGGUCAACAUUUGCUUUACUAUGAUCGCUAUUCAACGUUUUCUGAUGGUAGGCCUAGUUGGGCUAUAAUGUAUUGUUGUAGGCUAUGCCACGGAGCAGCCUACCCAAAUGGGCACAUUAUUGGUCCGUAAUUAGAGUAGGCCAACCGUACGAUGUAACAGGUCUGAAAUCUAUGCGUGCUGUUUCCGUUACACCAGGUCAACCUGAUGCAGAACGACUACCCGGUCAUAUCAGCUUUCGCCGGUGACCAGGACGUUACACGGGAGGCCGCGAGCAACGGCGUUCUUCUGCAACUGGAGCGCGAGGACCGGGUGUAUCUGAAGCUGGAACGGGGCACGCUCAUGGGCGGAUGGAAAUAUUCCACUUUCUCAGGCUUCCUAGUCUUUCCACUAUAA